Messenger RNA from Sinocyclocheilus anshuiensis, 449 nucleotides. It is a transcript of the gene gng5, whose product is annotated as guanine nucleotide binding protein (G protein), gamma 5. Gene Ontology annotation, biological process: G protein-coupled receptor signaling pathway. NCBI's taxonomy places the organism in Eukaryota, Metazoa, Chordata, Actinopteri, Cypriniformes, Cyprinidae. The record is from RefSeq and is a predicted model, not a curated record. Gene Ontology annotation, molecular function: G-protein beta-subunit binding. The transcript is spliced from 3 exons. Gene Ontology annotation, cellular component: heterotrimeric G-protein complex. Bases 92 to 298 code for a protein of 68 amino acids.
ACUCGUGUACUUCCGGACUGAACCAACCGGAAACCGCCUGCUCACAACUUUUGUCUUCGCUGUUGCACAUCGAUUAGAAAUAUCAGACAUCAUGUCGGGCUCAUCAAACAUUGUUGCGAUGAAGAAAAUCGUUCAGCAGUUGCGCUUCGAAGCAAACAUCAACAGAGUAAAGGUUUCUCAGGCGGCUGCAGAGCUUCAACAGUUCUGCAUUCAGAACGCCCUACAAGAUCCUAUGCUGACCGGUGUGUCUUCAAGCACCAACCCCUUCAGGACACAGAAGGUUUGCUCCUUCUUGUGAGGGUCCAUGAUGGGCAUCUGCCAUUUGGCUUUUUCAUGUUCCUGUGACAUUUCUGCUGGGGGAAAAAAAAAAGAAGAAAACCACUGCCAUGAUGUGUAAUUGAAGAAGCAGCAGCACGAAGCUGUCCUCUUGCCAGUUAAUACCUCAUGCC